Messenger RNA from Symbiodinium sp. CCMP2456, 1419 nucleotides. Lineage: Eukaryota; Dinophyceae; Suessiales; Symbiodiniaceae. The record is from the annotation of a GenBank genome assembly.
AUGGCGCAUGCCUUUCAAACGGGGCACCGCACGCAUAGUUGCGGAGAGCUUCGGAAGGAACAUGUGGGCCAGUUGGUGACUGUCUGCGGCUGGGUGCAGAUGUCCAGAGACAUGAAUCACUUUGCCUUCGUCGACCUGCGCGACCGCUAUGGCAUCACACAGGUUGUGUUUCCCAAAGAAGGAGCGGACGAAGCGGGCCUCCAGCGCUACGAGCAGUCACGAACCCUUGGCCGCGAGUUCGUCGUGAAGGUGACCGGAAAGGUGGUGGAGCGCAUCCAGAAGAAUGCAAAGCGACCGACAGGGGACAUCGAGAUUGUAGCAGACCAGCUUGAGGUCUUGAACGCUUCCUCGACACCUCCUUUCAAAAUUGAAGAUGUGACCGAUGCCAACGAGGACACUCGGAUGCGGUAUCGAUACUUGGACAUUCGGCGCAACCCCAUCAAGGACGCCAUCCUACUCCGCAAUAAGGUCACGCGUCUGGUCCGAGAUUACCUCGGAGAUCUUGAGUUUUGUGAAGUCGAGACCCCGGUUCUCAUCAAGUCAACACCUGAAGGAGCUCGUGACUUUGUGGUGCCUUCACGAAUGAACCCUGGGCAGUUCUAUGCUCUGCCACAGUCACCGCAGACUUUCAAGCAGCUUCUAAUGGUGGGCGGUCUCGAUCGCUACUUCCAGAUCGUGAAAUGCUUUCGCGACGAGGAGCUUCGGGCGGACAGGCAGCCUGAAUUUACUCAGAUUGAUUGCGAAAUGUCCUUCGUGCAGCAGGAAGAUGUUUUGCAGAUCUUCGAGGGCAUGAUUCGCCAAAUCUUCAAGAGCUUGUGUGGUCACGAGUUCCCUCCGUUUCAGAGGAUGGAAUACAGUGAGGCAAUGGAUCGGUUUGGUAUCGACAAGCCUGACUUGCGCUAUGACAUGGAGCUGGUGGACCUGACAGAGGUGAGCAAGGGGAAAAACUUCAAGAUGUUUGAUGAUGCGGAGCUCGUUGUGGGGAUGUGCUGCAAGGGCAUCGGCUCAUGGUCUGGGAAGAAAGUGAAAGAUCUCGAGAAGAAGGCCACAGGACAGGAAGUAGGUGCAAGUGCACUGGUGUGGUUGAAGAUCAACCCCGAUGGGACCUACGACUGCUCUGCGAAGAAGUUUUUCACUGACGAGGACUACGUGAAGUGGGUUGAGAAAGCGAAAGCGAAGCCAGGAGGAUGUGGUCCAGGGGACCUCCUGCUCAUUAUCGCAGGCGCACGCAGCGGCAAGCAAGAGUCCAUGGGCAAGUUCCGGCACCUGAUGGGAACAGAGCUAGGCUUGCGAAGUGAAGGCUUUCGGGCACUUUGGGUCGUGAAUUUUCCGAUGUUGGAGUGGGACGAGGAUGAGGGGCGGUUCACGGCAAAACACCACCCUUUCACUUCUCCCUGGACAGAGGGGCAGCCUUGCUGA